This is a messenger RNA of Parasteatoda tepidariorum (common house spider), 3118 nucleotides long. RefSeq names its product RAS oncogene family member RabX6 (gene RabX6). The record is from RefSeq and is a predicted model, not a curated record. Lineage: Eukaryota; Metazoa; Arthropoda; Arachnida; Araneae; Theridiidae. Gene Ontology annotation, molecular function: GTPase activity; GTP binding.
UGAGAAAUAAACAAACACUACAACUAUUACUUUUUCCAAAUUAGAUCUUGUUUUUGUUAUGUCAUGCUUCAAUAGUGCGUUCAUUAUAAAGAAAUAAAUAAAUAAAAUUCAUCCUAGAAUAGUUAUUUUACUACAAGAAUAUGAGAGCAAUCACCUAAUAUCCCCUAUUUACAUUUAUAUAUUAUGAUAUCCAGUAGUCUUCCAUAAUUCGCCAGCUGUUAUUGAUAGAAUAAAAUUCUUCGUAGAGUAUACAAAUCUUCCCCAAAUUCAGUUUAAAUGGCGACAACGAAAAUUCCAGAGCAAAAAGUUAUUUUAUGUGGAGAAUUUGGUGUUGGAAAAAGCUCUCUGUUUAGAAGAUUUGCUAUGAAUACCUUUGUUUCUAAUUCUGAUAGACAUUCAACAUUAGGACUUGAUCAUUUUGAUAAAGUAUAUAAGCUUCAUGGAAGAAAUGUUCGUCUUCAGUUAUGGGAUACCGGUGGAAUGGAAAGAGUUGCUUCUAUUACUAGCAGCUAUUACAAAUUUGCUGAAGCUGCUAUAUUGGUUUUUAGUUUUGAUAGUCCUGACUCAUUCAAUAUUCUAUCCCAACACCUGCUAGACAUAGUGACUUACGCUGAAAGUGCCAAAAUAUUUCUUUGUGGUAACAAAAUUGACUUGCUCAGUCAAAAUUCUGAUCCUUCCAUUACAGAUGCUGACAUAGAAAAUUUCUGUGAGCAGUGCCAUAAUUUAGUAAGCGGAGUCUAUAAAACUUCGUGUAAAACUGGAGCAGGAGUGGAGGAAAUGUUUACGGACAUAGCACGCCAGUUGAUUGGCACGAGCAGAGUUAAAGAUAUUGAACAAGAAUUAAAUGACUCAUUCAAAGUUUGUGCUCAAGAUGAACCAAAUGAAUCUUGUUCUUGCUAGUAUUCUUAAUAACAUAUAGAGAUGUUGCUUGGAAUGUUUAUUUACAUUACUAAUUAUUAUAGUGAUUUUGUGAAACUAGUCACUAAAUUAGUAUAUAAGGCUUUUCCUUUUUUUAUACAACUUUAUUUUUAAACGCUAUUAUUCACUAAUGGCCAAAUAAUAUUCACUACAAACACUUAUUCUUUGACCUUUAAUUCUACUGUUAUUUCCUUGUGUUGUGUAUUUCUUAAACUUGUUAUUCUUUUUCUUUUUAUCUUAUCAUUCUUUAUCUUUUCAUAUCUUUACUUAAUUUGAAUUUAAUUUGUUACAUUACAGAACAAUGUUAAUUACUUAAAUUCAUAUAUCUUAUAAAAGAUAGUUGAUCUUUCAAAAAUAAGUCAUUAGUUUUUAUUCUUAUAACAUAAGAUGACAACUAUGUUUUGUAGUCUAUGUCUAUCAUCCAAAUCCAUUCACCUUUGUCCAACCAUAUGUGGUAAUGACUGCAUAUACAUUUUGUUUAACUCUUAUUUUGUCAAUUAAGUUGUUAUUAGUUAAUUAUGGCAUUUGAGUUGAAAUGUGUUGUUUUAAAGUACUUGAUUUUUUUUUAAAAAAUAUUAAUAAUUUUUGAAAAUAUGCAGAUAGUUAUAAAGGUUGACAUGUACUCAAAAAUAGGCACUCAUUCUUUAGACUUGCCAAAUGUGUAUAGGAGUCUAUUUUUGAAGGCUUGCAACUCAUCUACAAGGAAAAAGAAAGCAUUCAUGCCUGGCAAGUCUUGAGAAAGGAUUUCUAUUUUUCAGUGCUUGAAACAUGUUGACUUUUAUUUCCAUCUGCAUAUUUUUAAAACCAAUAAAUGGUAUAACUAAACAAACUAUCCACUUAAAAAUUUAAUCUUAACUUAAGUCAAUUUUAGCUAUGAAAGAAAAAUCGGAAAUGUUAAUUUGUUGCUCAUAAAAUCAAGUAAUUUUGUCUUUAAAUUAAUAGAUUUUCUUCUAUUAUAUUUUUACUGCAGCUAUUCAUUUUUCAUGGUGUUUUGCUAUUAUUAUUGCAUUAUGCUUAGGUCAUAAUUUAGUGAGAUUUGUUUUUUUUUUAAAUAUUUGUAUCUUCUUGGGCAUUAUGAUCAAAAAUGCGCGUAACUGUUAAUGCAAUGUGAGAGUGACUUGCAUAACAUAAAUUUUGUAAUAAUUAUUGCAAAAAACGAAGUUUUCACAAAAUAUUUUCAUAAUAUGAGCUUUAAGAAUAAAACUCCAAAGCUGAUUUAAUAUUGAUUCAAAUAUAAAUUUUUCUAAGAGUAAAUUGAAUCUUUUAAGUGUUUUUAUUUUUGAUAUAAGUUUGAAUUUGUUAUUUAAUAUUUAUUUGAAGAAAUAAAAAUAUGGGAAAAUACUUGAUUGUAAGGUUAUAUUUUUGUCAUGAAAAAUGUCAAAACUGGUUAAAACUGUCAAUACUAAUGAUUUGACUAUACUAAUGUAUAACAUGAUUAUAUACUAAUAUUUUAACUGUGUUUUUGAUGUGACUAUUUUAUCCAUUAUUAAAAACAGUAAAAAAUUUAGGUGUGUCUUAAGCUUGCCAACUUUAAGUGCACUGUAUAAAAAUUUUAAUCAAAAUGUAUGUAAGAUAUAAUAUGGUAGCAGAAUGUAUUAACUCUUUUUAUGUUUAGAGGAUUGAACUUCUACACUCUUGCUUUUGUAACCAAAAUAUACUUUAUAUUUGACCAUUUUGUAUCAGCUUGUUCAAAAGUGUACAUUUUAAUAUAUUUUGUGUACAAAUUAUUUAUUCUGGGCACUUAAGUUAUAUUAAAGUUAAUUUAUAUUACAGAGGCAAUACACCAAAUUUUUUAUUGGCCUUCAUACUCCUAAACUUCUUCAAAAUAUUAAAGUGAGAUUUAUGUGGAAUUGGUGAAGUUAUUAAGUGAAUAGUUUUUGAUUGAGUUAACUAACAUGAAUUAUUUAUUUAAUAUGCUUAUAUUUUAUGUGAGCUUUGAUGACCUUAGGGGUUAAGGCGCUGAGUUAAAGGACUGGUGUUUGAUUGCCCGUAGCAACUUGAACCCAGCUUCAAACCGACAUGUACCAGCUUAUCUGGGAAGCAUAGAUUGCAUGUAUGCAGCGUUGAUUGCAUUUCCUAUUAUGAGACUAAAGUAUCAUGACACCAUUGGUUUUGAAAUUGGGUUGGUGAAACCUUAAUUUCCUUUGCUGACAACGGACUGUUGAGGAAGCACUUUGCUUCUUUUUUUUCUUUCAAAGGA